This is a messenger RNA of Doryrhamphus excisus (bluestripe pipefish), 5153 nucleotides long. RefSeq names its product fascin-2-like. Gene Ontology annotation, biological process: actin filament bundle assembly; establishment or maintenance of cell polarity; cell migration. Gene Ontology annotation, molecular function: actin filament binding; protein-macromolecule adaptor activity. The record is from RefSeq and is a predicted model, not a curated record. Lineage: Eukaryota; Metazoa; Chordata; Actinopteri; Syngnathiformes; Syngnathidae. Gene Ontology annotation, cellular component: cytoplasm; actin cytoskeleton.
CACCAGUAUGUGACGUCAGCGGCUUGUUGGAUUGAGGUGCUUUGUCCUGCUGAUUUAAUCCCAACUCAUUAAGGAACUGCGAGCAAGUGUCUGCAAAAGCGCUCCGGGGGAGAGAAAGUGACAGAAGACGGAAAGAGCAUAAAACGUUCCAUCAAGGGAGAUAAGUGGAGCUUAUUUAUGACUUGAAGACACAAGAAGGAGUCUUUUAUUCUUCUUUCUCGGAGCUUGCAGGCUUUAUUUUUUACAUUCUUGGUCCUAAACUUCUUUCCUUUUUCUUGAAUCGUGUGGCUUGGUCAAGCAUGCCCACAAACGGAAUCAACAGAGCUCUGAAGCUCCAGUUUGGCCUCAUCAACUAUGAGAACCGCUACCUAACGGCGGAGGCCUUCGGCUUCAAGGUGAACGCCUCAGGCACCAGCAUGAAGAAGAAGCAGAUCUGGACCUUGGAACAGGACGAGCACGAUGGCCAGGUGGUGUUCCUUCGCAGCCACCUGGGGCGCUACCUGGCUUCCGACAAAGACGGGAAGAUCACAUGCGGGGCCGAAAGUCCUGAUCCAGAGUGCCGCUUCUUGAUCGUUCCCCAGUCCGAUGGUCGCUGGGCGCUGCAGUCGGAGCCUUACCUGCGUUACUUUGGAGGCUCGGCUGACUACCUGUCUUGCUUUGCCCAGGUGAUUGCAGAACAAGAGCUGUGGGCUGUACAUUUGGCUCUGCACCCACAAGCCAGUCUGCUCAGCGUGGCGCGGAAACGAUAUGCCCACCUGUCCGCUUCCGACGGGGAGAUCUCAGUGGACAGCAACAUCCCUUGGGGGGUGGACUCUUUAGUCACCUUGGUGUACCAGGAUGGCAAGUACAGCUUGAAAACCUGCGACAGCCGCUUCCUCAGCAACGACGGUAAACUAGUGAAGGAGAACACCAACACCACCAGCUUCACACUCGAGCUGAAAUCGGGCAAGCUGGCCUUCAAGGACUGUGACGGCAAAUAUCUGACCCCGGUGGGUCCAACGGGUACGCUGCGCUCGGGACGGUGCUCCAAGCCGGGAAAAGAUGAGCUCUUUGACCUUGAGGAAAGUCAUCCACAAGUAGUUUUUCAAGCAGCCAAUAAAAGAUUUGUCUCUGUCAAGCAAGGUGUGAGUAUUUCAGCCAAUCAGGAUGUGGAGACGGACAUGGAGACGUUCCAGAUGGAGAUUGACAAGAAGAGCAAAAAGUCCAUGUUCAGAACCAACGGGGGGUCCUACUGGACACUUGUGACUCACGGAGAGAUUCAGUCCACUGCAUCAGAAGUAGAGAUCAAUACAAUGUUUGACAUCGAGUGGCGGGGGCAAAGGGUGGCCUUGAAAGCAUGCAAUGGGAAGUACGUGUGCACAAAGAAAAACGGGCAGCUCUCAGCCGUGAGUGAUGCUGUAGGUGAGUGCUUAUACGGAAGGCGAUUUGACAUGAUUGCUGGAAGAUACGGCUAUGACAGUAACGUUUUAUACCCUGAAGGAGAAGAUGAAUUAUUCCUGAUGAAGCUCAUCAACCGUCCGAUGCUGAUCCUCCGUGGAGAGAAUGGCUUUGUGUGUCACCACAAAAACUCCAACACUCUAGACGCCAACCGAUCUGUCUACGAUAUUUUCUCAUUGAUCUUCAACGACGGCGCCUACAAUGUUAAGAGUGUGAAUGGAAGGUUCUGGUACGUCUCCAGCAGCGGCCUUGUGUGCUCAGAUGGAGAAAAGCCAGAAGAUUUUUUCUUGGAGUUCCUGGAACACGGGCGCAUUGCCAUUAAGUGUUCUAAUGGCAAGUACCUUCGAGGAGACCAGGGAGGCACUGUGAUGGGUGAUCGCACUUCUGUUGAUGCGUCCUCUCUUUGGGAGUACUAAAACCUAUUUACCCCAAAGAAUGGUCCAAGAAGAUGAUUGAUGAGGUGAAGGAGCUGCUGCUAUCAGCUCACCAACACAAGGAUUGGCUGGCUAACAUUUUCAUGCCUGUUUUUAUACCAGCGACCAGAUAUCCAAUCCUGUUUUUUUUUAUUUUAAGGUUUAGGAAAGAAGUAUUGUUUCUUAUUCUUUUUUUUGUUUUUUGGGUGACCAUGUCAUUGCCAAGCUCGGAAAAUUCACAGCUAAUCAGAAUGAAUGAAAAACCUUGAUCUAUAAAGUCAAGUUUCAAAUCAUGAUCAGUAAACUAUCGAUAAUUGCUGAAACAUGCAAAAGAAUAGGAUGACUGUUUUUCACUCCUUUUAGGACAGGUUGAAUUGUACAAGUAUAAACAUGUAAUGUUUAAGCCUGUCCGAAAGAAAUACAUCUAUGACAGGGACAAUAUGAUGUCUCAGAAGUACCUGAACAAAUCAAGUGUUGCGGCCUAUUAAGUUGAAAUGCCUUUCAAAUCAAUGCCAUGAGUGGGACUAGCCACAUUCUGUAUUUCUGAUCAUUCCACUGGCAAAACAAAAAAGGAUAUUUCUGAAAAUCUAAGGCCAUUUUCUGCAUGCUUUUAACACUGGUUCGUGUCUUGCUGGGUUAAACUUGGAACUAAACCUCACCGAUUGAUUGGUUUGGUGCACACCAGGGUUCAGAUGCUCACGUUUACAUUUGAUCAAAUGAACCAAAAUUGAACCCAACUAAAUAUUGCAAGUGUGAACGCACCCUAAAAUUUACAGCUCUUUAUUUAAUUACAGUACAUGCUCAUGAGCUUCUGUGCCCUGAAAUAUCACUAUCACGGCACCGGUCUUUAAAAAAACAAAGAGCGGUUAUUGCCAAUGGUGUUUUCAUCUAUUUUAAUGGACCCUUUACAGCUUUCUAUAAAACACAGAAUGAAGCAUAUGAAGUGGACUUGCACAAAUGGACUGUGUAGUUGUGAUGCUGAGCAAUAGUAGAAUAUAUCCAAAGACAACGUGGCAGUAUCACUGAAAUAAACUACUUGUGAUGAAUAUUAAACGUGUGUUUGUAAAGGAGAGACGAGACAUCAAUAUUGACAUCAAGCGUAAACCAAAUUAAAGAAGCAUUUGUUAAGGUAUUUAUCAUCCCUGUGUGAACCAGGUGGGAAUUUAUUAAAAAUUCUAACUUGGGGCCUUAAUGAACAAUACAGUACACCAAUUCAGGGAUGCAUGAGUGAUUUGAAUACUUAUUGUAGCGAGUCAGGGAAGUACUGUUGUUUAGUAGUGAUUGGCAGAAUAAUCAUUUCGUUGAUUGAUUGGCUUGAAGCAAAACAGAGUACACUACUGGUUGCAACCAGCAGAGGCGCUGUUGAUUCAAAUAGCUAAAGACGACGACAUGAUAGCAACUAAGGGAGGUAGAUCUAUGCCGACCUUGGGCAGCAUUAUUCUGCUAAAUACCUAUUGUCAUUGAAACAGGAGUUCACAACAUUCAAAUGAGAAAGAAAUCUAUAAAUAUAAAUAAGUUGUUAAUUUUGAGGUAAACUUUGCCCUGAUGGACUUUCAUGCUUUAAAUCAAAAAACUAGUCCUUGUUGCAGAUCAUGGUUAAAGGGGAACUGCACAUUAGGAGAAUUUUGCCCAUCAUUCACAAUCCUUAUGUGAAACAUAAACACAUUUUCUAUGCAUUAUAACGCAAGAAAACAACUUCAUAUGAGCUAGCUAACAAUGCACACACCGACACAACUAUUUUGACGCUUCAGCCCUAACAAAAAACUUCCAAAAACUGCCAACAGUGUUUAUUUAACUGACCUGUAUAUUAACCGAGCUACCGUGAUGUUGUUAUUUUAGUAGCUAACAUGAAGUACUAUAUUUCUGGCAUAGUGACAUCUUAGCAUCAUAACGCCUCAAGCUACUCCCUGGUAACACUACCUACUGGUGCUGAGAAUGUGUUAACGCUAAUUUAUAAAUUAUGCUUUGCAUGUGUAUUAAGGAAAGUGCUUGCAUUAAGCCGAAAAGUUGGUCAACUUUAAGAUUCCACAUGCUGUCAACAAAACCACCGAACACACCGAAGCAGUGGAUACCAGCUCUCAACUUACACCUGACGACAUUGCUACAAAGACUCAGCAAUAUGGUCUUUUUCUUUUUUUUAAACCUGAGAACUACUUUGAGCUUACCAUCUCAACAGGGUAAACACGUCAUGUGCUGGAAGAUACAGCUAUUCAGUUGGCAUCCCAUUGAGAGCAUAUCUUGUAAGUACUCACAAUAGCCUGAUCUGCCUUGCACAAAGCAACAUUAUUCUCUGUCUGGGGGAGGAGGCGUCUUACCUUGUUGACGGAAGUAGUGUAAGUUCCGAUCAAUUGGUCUGUGAAAUCAAUGCACCGACGAAAGACGUUCAAAAUACUGUAAGUAUUACAUGGUAUCAUCAAUGUACUUGUUCUUGCGUGAUCACAGCAUGUAUAUAAAAUGAAAAAACCUUGUUAGAGGAUUUUUUUAGAGGGCUUUGUGGUCCAAAUAGGUGGGUCCCAAUGACGUGCUUUUUUAGCUACCUCAUAAUAACCCAUUUUCUGGAGUUACAAUGCACAGAAAAAACGAAAUAUGUGUUCAUGUUUCGAAUAAGGAUUGUGAAUGAUCCAAAACUCACACAACGUCAGCCAUAAUUUCUGAUCUAUUCCAAAUUAUAGCAGCACAUGCACACAUUCACAGCUGGUUGGUUGGCUCCAAAACUGUCAAUCUAAAAUAUGGAUGAAUUCCACUGAAAGUGGUGAGAAUGAGUCUGACAAUGGCAAGAAAAAAUGCAUCACUGUUGAAAAGUGUGCAUUCAGUGAUGAUGAAUGACUUGUUAAGCUUUGCAAAUAUACACAAUAACUUACUGUCCAUGUAAUUGCAAAGCAUUUUUAUUGAAUUCUAUGACACCAUAAAUGACAAAUGUAUGAAACCGAUGUGGCUUUGAUUUAUUUCCCUACAUGAUAAUUGGUUUUCUGAUCUGGUGCAUCUUUUAGUCAGGAAAUUGUGGUGUCAAACUGAAUUUUGUACCAAAUGUUCCCAUUGCGGGCUGCACGGUGGACGAGUGGUUAGCACGCAGCUGCGACCCUCGUGAGGAUAAGCGGUAGAAAAUGAAUGAAUGAACAUUCCCAUUGCCUACACUAGGUGGCAAUGUGUCUAUUUGCAUACACAGCCAGGUUCCAAGUGCUUGAGGCACCCUGCUCGGCAAUCAAGUCAGCCUUUUAGAUUCCCAGCAUGCUCGCUGCCUGAUCCUGCCCUGACAUCUGUUGACGCUUUCAACUCACCCCAGCUUUGCAUUACAGGUGCCGU